UGUAGUGAGCACCGGCCGCGUACAUGUCAAAUUUUGUAAACAAAUAUAAAUUUAUAUAAUAAUAUAUUUAUAUAAAAGUACUUAACUAAUUUAAACAGUGAAAAAAGUUUUCUUAUAUACAAACAAAUUGUAGUUAUACUAUUCAAUACAGAGGUCACAUGUACAGAUAUUUUAAAAGAAUUGUUAGUAAAAUUAGAGCAGGAAGUUUUGGAGCAACGCCGCGCCCGCGUGGGGGUAAAUUGUCUAAACGACAUAAAUGCAAACUUUCAUUGAUUCGUCUGUCAUUCUCUUCACAAUCGCAUUCUAAGUAAAUCCGUUAAAUUUCUAACUUACACAUCGCUUAAUUAUAAUUAAUGCAGUAUCUAGAAAAAUGUUGAUAAAUAAAUAAAAACAAAGAUCGUAGUUUUGCAUUUUUAACAAAAGAGCAAUAACGUCCCAAAAAGUGUUGAGUGUAGUGCUCACAGUGGUUUCUUAAAUUAUUGUGCACCAAAAUAUUUGAAAAUGAGAAUCGCUGUAGAAGGAUGUGCCCACGGGGAAUUAGAAAUAAUUUACAAUACAAUCACCGAAGCAGAAAAAGUCGAUGGAAAGAAAGUAGAUCUCCUAAUUUGUUGCGGAGAUUUCCAGGCGACGAGAAACUUGACGGAUCUGAAAUGUAUGGCUGUGCCUGAUAAAUUUAAGGAUAUGUGCUCAUUUUAUAAAUAUUACUCUGGGGAAAAGAUUGCUCCAGUUCUGACGAUUUUUAUCGGUGGCAAUCACGAAGCUUCUAAUUACCUGCAGGAAUUACCCUACGGUGGUUGGGUAGCUCCUAACAUUUUUUACAUGGGAUAUGCAAGUGUCGUUAAAGUGGGAAAUGUAAGGAUAGCAGGUCUUUCUGGGAUUUAUAAAGGCCACGACUGGUUGCAAGGACAUUUUGAAAAACCACCCUACACUGAUCAAACGCUCCGAAGUGUAUAUCAUGUACGAAACCUAGAAGUAUUUAGAUUAAAACAGCUCUCGGGAAAAAUCGACAUAUUUUUAUCCCACGAUUGGCCUCGAGGCGUAACGCAAUACGGAAAUGUGCAGGCACUUCUCAGAAAGAAGCCCUUUUUCCAGAACGAUAUCGAGGGAAAUUGUCUCGGUAGUCCGGUAAAUAUGGAUCUUUUACAAAAACAUUACCCGAGUUUCUGGUUCGCUGCGCACUUACACUGUAAAUUUGCCGCCUUAAUUCCUGAAGAAGAGGGUUCGAGAAAUACAAAAUUCUUGGCCCUAGACAAAUGCCUUCCAAGAAGAAAAUUCCUGCAAAUAAUUCAAGUCGAGAAUGACGCAAAUAUUCCCCUAAAACUCUCCUAUGAUUUGGAAUGGCUGACAAUUUUGUCAUUGACCAAUCACUUGCUCAGUGUGAAAUGUGGAAUGCACAUGAUGCCUGGAUCGGGAGACACUGUUAGGUGGAUGUACACGCCAACGGAAGAAGAGAAGGAACAUGUGUUAGGAAAAAUGAACAAUAUUUUACAAGUGCCGCAAAAUUUCGUGAAAAAUGUCGAACCUUACGACCCGAAUUCUUCCCCCCGAAAGACAGAAGCCCCGAGUUUAAGAACGAAUCCUCAAACGACGGAAUUGUGUAAUAAAUUAGGAAUUGACGACCCUGUAGCUUUAUUGCAAGUCUUGAAUGGAAUCAAAGAAGUGAAGAGAGAUUCUAGUUUCUCGAAUACGGAUUUGGAUUCUUCGUUUGCUGCUGAACUAGACACUUCUGCCUCGGAAUCUUUCGACCAGACAUUCGAGUCUUCCUCCUGCACAUUUGAUGAUGAGGAUUCGAGUUUUCAGUCGUCCUUGGAAACCCAACCAGUUGGUAGUUUAAGGCACAGGAUGACACCUCUAAAAUUACCACCUGCAAAACUGGGUCUAUCUUCGCCGGAAAGUUCUGAUGAGUUAUCGAGCAAAGUCAAUGAAGAAGUUAGUGAAAAAAUCCCAGUUGUACCCAUCGAACCGGACAUGAAGAAAUUUAAAAGGCGGAACCAAUCAAUUUAUACUUCUCAGGAGGACUCUGUCGAGUAACUAAAAAAGAAGUUUGUAAAUAGGCCAAUGAAUUUUUACUAUAUUCAGGCUAAUCGUGAUAAGUGCAAGUUUACGAUCAUUGUUUUUAUACGAAAUAACAGUUACAAUUGUAUUCAUAUUUACAAUACAUAUACUAAAAUUUUUUUCUU
Molecule: messenger RNA, 2180 nt
Organism: Belonocnema kinseyi
Lineage: Eukaryota; Metazoa; Arthropoda; Insecta; Hymenoptera; Cynipidae
Gene: ldbr
Product: lariat debranching enzyme
Exons: 5
Coding region: 502-2031 (509 amino acids)
Biological process (GO): mRNA splicing, via spliceosome
Cellular component (GO): nucleus
Molecular function (GO): RNA lariat debranching enzyme activity
Source: RefSeq, a predicted model, not a curated record